Cucurbitaria berberidis CBS 394.84 is the source of this 5969-nucleotide messenger RNA. RefSeq lists its product as uncharacterized. The coding region runs from base 221 to 5653 and encodes 1810 amino acids. The transcript is spliced from 3 exons. NCBI's taxonomy places the organism in Eukaryota, Fungi, Ascomycota, Dothideomycetes, Pleosporales, Cucurbitariaceae. The record is from RefSeq and is a predicted model, not a curated record. Gene Ontology annotation, molecular function: protein binding.
UAUUGAUUGAUACAACCGAUAACAAUACAAUCGACUCGCCUCGACGACGCGUUCGUCGCUACACUUCUUGCACCCACGCCCUCGCAACCCCCCCCCUAGGUCCUGCAGCAUGUGGUUUGCGCUCGCAUAAUCUCUAUUCCGACGCGUAUCCGCGCUUAAAUCACCGCACCACACUACACCGCCAACUGCGACUCACCGCCGCGGCUCCAGAGUAACAGCAAUGGUCGACACAACACAGCCAUGGCUCGAGGACCUCUCAGAGGAAUGGGUUCCGCAGGCUACACCGGAUACCAUUGCGCGCAAUCUGGAAAGUUCUCCAGCCACACAAACGUCGCAGAGCGUGCCGCCCAAAGCUCGAAGUCGUCUUCCCCGCAUGAGGCAGUCGUCGGGCUCUUUUUCAGAGAUACAAGUUCGAAGCAUUGCGAAGGAACUGCGACCAUCGAAGCAGCGGAGUGCUCUCGCAGAACGAAGCCUUAGCGACAAUAAUAUUCCUCUGACCUCGUCGCCAAUCGCGUCCCACAUUGCGCCUUCUCCAUCUGCCGCGUACUCGUUCUCUUCGACAUUCCAGGGCUCGGUCGUGUACAAUGGCACUGUGGCGCACAACACGGUCGCAAAGUCUCCAACCAAGGAAAAAGGUCCCCAUGACACUCCAGAAUGGAGGCGGAGGUUGGUCAAGGGCGAGAUAGGCUAUGGUGACCAGAAAGACCUGUUUGGCCCUACAGGUUUAGAGAACAUCUUUCAGAAGCCAGUGGGGACCUCCUCCGAAGACACACAGCAACCGAAGCGCAAACUUGGACUACUCAAGGGCUUGGCUGCAAUGCCCUCCAGCCCACCACCAUGGCCAGCGGCGGGGCAAGGCGAAGCGUACGAUGAGCAGCCUGAGAUUCAAGUAACGAAUUCGGGCAACGACACCCAGAACAGCCGACAGGACUCUCCUCGGGACGGGACAGUGCAUGAGCAGGAAGAAUCCAUCACCACACAAGCUCCGAGGACGACUGACCAGGAAGGCCCCAGAACCGUGAGCGGCCAGAUUGAAUUCGAGAAUGAAAGCUUUAGCCCGGUUUACUUGACGACGAACCUCAAAAUCGGACAGCUUCCCACGGCAACUCCGAAUUUCAGAGGUUCAGAGCUUGCGAACCGGUUACGACAAAUCGGAUCACCACCUCCGACUAUAUAUAAUCCUGCUGUAGACGAGAGUGCGUUGAGUCAACCUCGGGAGGACUCUUCUUUCACUAGGCUCCACGAUGAUUCUUUGCCCGAAGGCCUUCCGGCUGGCACGCCUGAUCUUGCGGAUGUCGGUCGCUUCGUGGAGUUUCGGAGAGGAGGAUACUCGAGGGACGGAUCUUUUCGUACAAGGCCGCUUAGCCCAUCUCCGGGGAGAAUAGCGGCAUCAUCUACGUCAAAUGGCGUUCCAGCUGCGGGGAACGACAAGGUAGACCCGAGUCAAGGUCUUUCAGCAGACGAGGCCGCCAAUCCACAGACACCACGGAGGCAAGCCAACAACCAAUUCCUAAGUCCUGAGCGAGCCAAAAACUCGGGAAGCCCUUUAAAGCUCUUUGACGCGCAUGAUACCUUUACAAGCAACCGACUGCAGCGACGACUCAGUCAGCUCGAGUACAAGUCCGACAAAACCGCAUCCAGCAGCGUAAAGGAAAGCAAGGUGGAGAUGGUCAAAGUGGUACAAAAGACAUCGAGGCUGACUUCGGUCGAAGAGAUCAGUUUCCAGAAUGGGGGUCAACAAACUACAGCCGAGUGUCCACCCCAGGGAGCUCAUAGAGCGGAUACAUUUGGCCGAGGGCAACUCAACGAGUAUCAAUUUUCAGGCGAUUUCACUGUUCUUUCUUCUGACUUCGACACACAAGACGAUAGUGCGCCAGACGGAUCGCCAUCAAUGGAUGUUGCACCCCCUGGGAGUCGACAACCUCUCACGUUCCAUCUUGAUGGUUCGCCUACAUCAAGAGAACCAUCUAUGGCCAGAAGGCAAGGGUCAGGGUCGGUAGCUAAUCCUUUCAGAUCUGUGAGUCGACCAAAGUUCCAUCCACAUCGGAAGUCAUCAACUCCCAAGCUACAAGAACAACCUGAGGUUGUCCACGAGUACGUUGACGGAAAGAGAGGCCCGACCUCGCCUUUCAAGAACCCAACACCUAAGCGUCGACGGACGAUACAAUCGAUAGACGAGGAUGAGGACGACAGGGACGAGGAAGAUGUAUUUAGCGAUCAUGGGCUCGGAACUGUACACCACUCACAUGCAGUCAUACAGUCAAUCGUCGGUCGAAAACGUCAGGAUGCCCGCCAUGUCUCUUCUAACAAUGUUGCAAAUCCUGAAACUCUGGCUCGACGGCACAUUCUUAGGCCUCGUAAUCCUACGCCUAGUCAGCGAAGGCGAGACGAAAUCCACGCAGAAAUUAUGGAGGCUACGGAGGCCUUCAUCCUGUCUUCGCCGAAGUUGAACACGAUCCGUGAACACGUAGAACCUUCCAUUACGGCUGACCCCCAAUCCGAGCAAGCGAGAGCAGUCGUGGUUGCAAAAGAAGUCGCCGCUUUCAGCAUCAAGAAGCAACAUGCCAUGCGCGAACAAAUCCGCAAACGAUCUGUCACAACCCAAGACUUCCUUGAUGAAGCCCUCAAGAUCAUGGAUUUCAUUCGUACGAAAGGUCGACCUACCAGCGGAUUAGGUAGCCUUGAAGAAACGGAGGCCGAGUCUGAGCUAGUUGAAGAAUCAGUCGAACAUCUUUCAAGUUCGCUCACUUUCGAGAGGCCUCCAAGCAGAGAGGGUCGCCUCUCGGCCUGGGCAGAACCCAAUAAACAUCAACUGGAUCCAAACGUCAUGAGUCAUUUGAGGAAGUACCAGGAGAAGGAAACCGAUACUUUCCUAAACUCAUCAGUGACUUCACUUCGCUUUGCUCGUAUAAGCGGAUCCGCGAACCCAGAAGGAGAAAGUGUAGUGAUUGAGCAAGACGAUAUCCGCAUUACGGAUAACCCGAACCGGUACUCUCGGACAAUUGACGGUGAAGACAUCAGCUCCCAACCUCGCACGUGUGGAACGCAGCAUUCUAUGGGUUCUUCACUCGGCCAUACGAUUGCCACGAACGCUUCUCGCCGCUCUGAUCAUGUCGCCACCCUUGCGCCAGAAGCCGUUGCACAUUUGAUCCCGCACGAAGUUGCAGGUAUGAGCUUCGAUCGGGAGAAGAACAUUUGGGUUCGUCAAAAAAGCCCAUCAAAAGAGCAUCGUUGUGAAGAGAAUCGUGAAGAGGAGGACCAGAGCGGUAUGCUCGAGAGCGAAGAAGAUCCUUUAGGCAAUAUCCCCGAUUUGACUGUGGAUGAGAUGAACGAGCAGGAGGUUAAGACAGGCUCACCCGCACGCCCACAACCAACCUCGGAGACUAUCCUAGAAGAGACAGAAGAUGGUGUGCAAGAAGAAGAAGAAGAACGUCCAGUCACCCGUGAAGGCCAUGGUACUGCGUAUACUGACGUAAGCUCAGCUCCAUCGAAAGCAUCUAACUUUGGCUGGAGCUACCCAAAGACUGAAACACGUGCCACAUCCUGGAGUACACAAGGCCCACGGAAGUGGAGCACACAGAAAACGGCCCAUGUACAAACUACCUACGCCAUCCCCGAAUCAGAUGAGGAUGACAUUGAGCACGAGAUCAAGUACUUUGAGGGACGUGACCACGCACCGCCAAACGUACGACACCCGCGAGUGCGCGACAUCACGAUUUCAUUCGCAGAACGGAAGGCUCGGGAAUCAGAGCGUCAACCUGCCGCUACUCCACAGAAGUUUGGCCAGAGUCAGUGGAUAGAGUCAAAUGCUCAGCAGAAAUCUCAUAGGAAGCAAUCGAGCCGAGAGCAAAUGCACGUUGCAAAAGCGCUCCCUCAUGCGCAAUCUAGUCGAAUCCCCAAGUUCACUGGGGAAGGUGACUUGUCGCUUUUGGAAGACGCGCCCUCUAAGAACUAUCGAAUGCAGCUAGCAAUGAGUGUCUCAGCACCUGUUCUUGGACUCGGCAAGAAAGACGUACUGGCCACUGCCCCAUCGUCACCGGUAAAGGGCGACUUAACAUUCAUGCUUAGUGACCUCCCUGAGUUCACGCUACACCAAGUGGAUGAGUGCGAAUUGCCAGACCGCAUGAUCGUCAAACAUGAUGGCACUCGGUUCUCCAAAGCCCUGGAAGAUCGCUACGCACAAAGUACCGCUGACCUAGUAAAAGCGUUGCAAGAUGUUGAGCCGGACGAACCAUUCUGGGAAGACCUUCGCCAAGUGGAUCUUCAUGGCAAUGCCCUCAGCUCUCUGCACCGCCUUGAUGAGCUGUGCUAUCAACUCGAGGAGCUCAAUGUGUCCGACAACCAAAUCAGCCAAGUAAAAGGGAUUCCCUACUCCAUGCGGCGACUGCGAGCACAGAACAAUUGCCUUACUGGACUUACUUCCUGGACGACACUCACGAACCUGCAACAUCUCGACAUAUCUAGCAACGACAUCGAUUGUCUAGAUGGACUCGCCGAGUUAGUACACCUUCGAGUGCUAAAGGUCGAUGACAACAAGAUCAAGUCUUUGAACGGGAUUCUGCAUCUCGAUGGCUUGAUGGAACUGAGUGCUGGGGGCAAUAAUAUCGAAAUGGUAGACUUUGGCCGAGCUAAUAUGAAGAGUCUCACUGAUCUUGAUCUGCGACGAAAUCGGCUCUUCGAGGUUCGAAACCUGCAUUGCCUGGCACAGCUUCAGCAUCUCAACCUUGAUGACAAUGAGAUCGAAGAGUUUCCCUUCUUCGAUGUGCCUGCCAAACCGUGCAGUUCGUUACGAUCGAUUCGUCUCUGCAGGAACGGAACGGCAUUGCUUGACGUCGAUAGGCACUUCCCGAAGCUCGAGUCUUUGUACGUUGAUGGUAACUCUCUAACGCAGGUAUCCGGCCUCGAGCAUCUUCGUUAUCUCCGUACUUUUUCGGCUAGAGAACAGGUGUUGGGCACUGAUUCAGACACCGAGAUUUGUGUUAGCAACCUGGUUAGAAAUUCCGAAAUUCGCAGUCUCUACCUCUCCCUAAAUCCAACGCAUGGGCUCGACCUCUCGCAACAUCUCCACAGUCUUCAGCGACUGGAGCUUGCUUCCAUGGGUCUGAAGGAGCUACCAAACAACUUUGGACAAUUGACCCCAAACAUCCGGUCUAUCAACCUAAACUUCAACUCCAUCAAGGAUCUAAGGCCACUCCUAAAUAUCAAACGGCUGAGUGAACUUCUCCUAGCUGGCAAUAAGCUCGAACGUUUGCGCGCAAAUGCGAUGGUGUUGGGGAAAUUAGAGACCCUUACACGGCUUGAUUGGCGCGACAACCCCCUCACUCUACGUUUCUAUGCUCCAGCAUCUGAAAACCGUGUCAUGUCACUUCGGCAGAAGCCAUCCAAAGAGCAGCUUACGGACCGCUUUGUGCUACCGAAUGGAGAUGUGGAAGGGGACAGCCAACACCUCUCGCGACUGGAUUACGAGACGCGCAUUAGGCGGCGCGUCACCGAGAUGAUGCUGGCAAACUUUUGCAAGAAUCUGAGGGAGCUGGAUGGAUUGCCAUUCGAUAAAGCGCGGGUUCUUGUCAAGGAUGAUGUUUGGGAGCGACUGAUGUUCUUGGGCAUUAUACAGCGCAAACAGCCGGAGAAGGCCGACGAGAAGACCGGGUAGGGAAAACGCGAUAAUGCUUUUAAGAUUUUCAAGGAAAAGGGGAGAUCUGCUCUGCUGGCGCGCAUGCGGUCGCAUGUCGUCUUUUAGCAGUUCGGAUCAAUUUGGCGUCUUGUGUACUGUCCUAGCUGGAUGCAUUUGCAUGCUCCGGCGUUAUAUUUGGAGUCUCGUUGCUUUCGGUGGAGCAUCUGCUAUGUGGGCAUUUUUAGGCGCAACUUCGUUAGACGCGCGAUUGAGCGACGUGGGGUAGCUUGACCUCUGUGUAUGACUUGACGAACUGUAUUGGUAAUGAAUAAAUCUCGCACAUCUUAAAUGCCUG